UGCAGCUUCAGUAGAUUCCAAACGCACCAGAUCGGUUGGACAUGCAAGGAAGACUUCACCCCAAAUUUUUGCAAAGGGGUAGAGAGAUUGAGCUGAACGCCUCUGAAACAAAAGAGUGGAAAGGAUACAAUCAGAAGAAGAAGGAGGAGGAGGAGGGGGAAAAGGAAAGGAAGAAGAAGAAGGAGAAGAAGAAGGUGGAGAAGAAGAAGAGGAAGAUGAAGAAGAAAGAGGAGGAGGAGAAGUGGAAAAAAAAAAAGAGAGAGAGCAUUGAGAAUAGGAUGCUAGAGCAAUUUAGGACAACCUGUAUAAAUAAGGACUGUCCCAGGCAAUCCGAGACACAGGUAUGGACCAGGUAGUGAGUUUUUAUUUUCUUCUAACACAAUGUGAUCUGAUAGCUGCCCUAAGAAGAUGAGCUGGUUGGAAUGUGAAGAAUAGAUUCUGAAUAACCAAAAGACGAUGCAGGGACC
Lutra lutra (Eurasian river otter) is the source of this 467-nucleotide messenger RNA. Its product is annotated as UPF0329 protein ECU05_1680/ECU11_0050-like. NCBI's taxonomy places the organism in Eukaryota, Metazoa, Chordata, Mammalia, Carnivora, Mustelidae. The record is from RefSeq and is a predicted model, not a curated record. The transcript is spliced from 2 exons. Bases 42 to 356 code for a protein of 104 amino acids.